AUGUCAGAGAAAGCAGCAGCCACAGCAGCGGCCCUGCCGCCGGCGGUCGUGGAGGCAGCGGCGGCGGCGGCAGCACCAUCGGCACCGCCAACUCAACAGAAGCUAUCGGAAUCGGACGAUUUCACCGACAACUCGGUAGAAAACACAAAGGAAGCAAACCAAGAGGACACAUCGCAGCAAAGUGGUGUGGCGGCGGUAGAAUCUGAGUACGAUACGGCCUCCGAUUCGCCCUCGGACGGCGGUGAAGAAGACGACGAGGAAGACUACGAGGACGAGGAAAGUGGUGGAGAAGAGGAAGAAGACGAAGAGGAUGACGAAGGUUCGGACGAGGAGGAGGAGGACGGAACGGAUGAAGAGGAUGACGACGAUGUGAUCGAGGUCCUCGAUUACGAGCGACAGAGCGGUGACGGGCAGGAGCAGGAUGUGGAAAAUCGCCGAAAGGUGGAUGACGACGAGGACCGCAGCAACCCGCAGUACAUCCCGAAGAAGGGCACGUUUUAUGAGCAUGACGAUCGGACGGCUGAGGAUGAUCUCGACGAGUCGGGGUUGGAUGCUGACGAUCCGCGAUCGAAACGGAACGAGGAUGGGCUUGGAGAUGGUCUAGGUGAUACACACGGUGGUGGAGGCGGUGGUGGCGGUGGAGGUGGUGGACUUGGCACACCCGGUGUGUACGGAGGUGAACGACGUGGUUCGGAAAAAGGCGGUAGCGGAAGUGGCGCUAAGGGCAUGAAGAAAUGGCAAGCUUCUACUGAUCGCUGGACGCAUGAUCGGUUUGAUGAGAGCGAACAAGCCCCCAAAUCGCGGGCCGAGCUCGUGUUUGCGUACGGUUACGAUAUACGCCGAGAGGAUGGUCCUCCGAAACCACGACGAAAGCGGCGAUACGCACGUGGGCCGAACCGAUACACACGCAACUGGGAGGAUGAGGACGCAUACCAAAAAUCAUCGAACGUAGAGCACCAGCGUCACAAGAAACUUCCGCGACCUGAAGAGUUCCCGGAGCUAGCCGGGGCCAACGGAAAGGGUGCUGUCGGUGGUCGACCGACCGGUCGAGGAAGGAAUGGCAGUGGACAGAAGGGUGGCGCGGCACUUGAACAACGACGACAGUCAGGAACGGCGGAAACGGGGCGAGUAAAAUCAUCCGACGUACGUCGAUCCGGUCAGGAUCGAUCGAUGGGUCGCUCGGAAAGGACACGACCCGGUGACUGGACCGAACGUGAUCGAGGAGAUCGGGAACGAGAGCACGAUCGGGGUGCGGAUUGGGAUCGUUCGGAUUACGGUGGUGGUGGUGGUGGCUAUCGUAACGAGGAUCGUUCGUCACGAAACAACUAUCACAACAAGGAGAACAAACAGAGUGGUGCGAGAAACAGUAAGGAGAAAGAUUACAAGGUGAUCAACUCUCUGCAGUUUAAGAAUCAGGUUAGAAACAAGAAUGCAGAACCAGGUGGGAAUGGAGCGCCUGGUGGUGGGGCCGUUGCAUCCGGCCCGGUUGCCGGAGGUCCAGGCGCAUCGCCGAUGAUGCAUAGUAACAGUGGCGGUGCACUUUCCGGUAGCAGUAAUAGCAAUAAAAUGAACAACCAUGGUCCGGUGCAGCCGCAUGCCACCGCCAAUAGUGGUGGAGGUGGCAACGAUCGAAUGCACCUUCAGGAAUCCGCCCAACACAAUAGAACGAUGAACCCGGUGACUACUUCGGGUUCGCAUGGGUCCGUAAAUGCAUCCGCUGCACAGCAGCAACAUUUCGGGCAUCAUGCGCCAUCGCUGGGUCAGCCACAACAGCAGCAAUCGCAGCAGAUGCAACAACCACCGCCUCAGCAGCAACAGCAAUCGCAGCAACAGUCUUCGCAGAAAAUGAAACAAGGCUAUCUGGAGGAGGAACACGCGAAGUUUGGUCCAGUGUACUCUGGUGGUGGUGCGCCACACGAUCAUGGAGGUGCACGUAUGCAGCCUAACGCGAAAGACGGUCCUAACCGCCAGCUUCUUCCAUCGCCAGGUGCCACCAGCUCGGACGGAACCGUUGGAAACAUGUCCAUGAAUCAGCGAUCUCAAAUUUCGCCCCGUGCUAUCGUGUCGCAGAAUACACCCCAAGGCACUGGAGGCCAAGCUUCCUCGCAAACGAUGCGGUUACCGAUGGAUUAUCCCCAACCGCAAGGACCUUCCGUGCAGCAGAAUUACGCUGGACAACAGACCUCUCUGGCACCUCAACACGUUGGUCUGCAAAAUGUGCAACAGCAACAACAGCAGCUGUUACCGACAGAAGUUCCGCGCACUACAAAACGCUACUCGAGUCAGCGGCAACGAUCGGCGCUGGAAAAUGCUGCGAACGCCAACGCAAUGGCGGCGCAACAGCAGCAGCAACAACAAGCUGCUGCGGCUGCGGCUGCUGCUGCAGCAGCUGCCUCAAUGCACGAACAGCAACAGCAACAACAGCAGCAGCAGAUGUUGCAACAUCAGCAGCUACUACGGCACCAGCAGGAACAGCUUGCUCAACAGCAGAGCAAACAAAAACAGGUGUACCCUCAGCAACAGCUUCCACAGACAGGACCAGCUCCGGGUGGUCUGCCGAUGACGCUGCAAGGAACCGAUUAUCAUGGAGCCGGAAAAUCCCAGCAACAACAACCACCACCGCAAACUCAGGUUGGUGUGGGAGGACCAUCACCAGCUGGCCAAACGGGUCCAACUUCCGUGCAGUACCACCAGACACCGCCAGCCCUUUACUACGCUUCAGGUGGAGCCGGAGGACCUCCGCCACCAUCGGCGGCUGAUUACGUAACGGGUGCUCCACCAGGUGGCCAACAGCAACCACCGUCCGCCCAGGCUCCCCCGCCACCACAAGCUCAACCACAGUACGCUCCGUCUCCGUACGCAGCUCAGGGACCUCCACCUCAGCCGCCACAGGCUCCUGCCUACAUGCAGGGUCCACCGGCCCCGAGUGCCUAUCUACCCGCGCCACAACCUGCUAGCGUUCCAGCCGGUCCGCAGCCUCCUGCGGGUGUUCCGGGUGGCGCCCCGCCACCACCGAUGAAUUUUGUUCCCGCUCUAGGACCUCCACCGCCGGCCGCUGCUCCCGGUGUUAGUCCCGGUCAGUAUCCGGGUGCCGCUUAUGCUACCGGUUUUCAGCCUGGAUAUGUACCGCCCGUCGGUGUGAUGCAGCAACCGGGCGUACCCGGUGGUCCACCACCACCUCCGGUUAUAGCCGGCCCUGCCGGUGGCCCCGGUGGCCCUCCACCGACCGCUCUCUAUCAACCGGCAGGUGGCAUUACGUACUAUGCGCCUCAAACACAAACUCAAGCACCUAGACCGCUUCCCACUGGUCGAAGGCCAACGGCAGCCAUUCCCAUUCUUGCUCCUCCCGAUCGAAAACCGGCCACGACAACGGUAUCCUCCAAUGCCACCGGUUCGAUGGUGAGUAAAUCGGCAAGCAACCGAAGCGCGGGAUCGGCUGGUGACGCGGGUGAAACGGCAACAGAAACCGUUUCCGCUGGUGCGGACGUUACCGCUGCCGGUGGCAAUGCCACAUCGGCCGAUAGCGGUGAGAAUAUCGAUCACAUCCUGGACAACAUGUUCGUGCAGCGACCGCAGUAUCAGCCACCGUCACGGAAGAGCCCAUCACCGGCGCUGGCUAGCCAGCAACCACAGCAGGCAACGGGAUCAUCCGGUGGUACCGAAACUGCCGGUGGUGCAUCCGAGCUGCGUAACGAUAGCACUUCCACGGGGAACGAUGUUCAGGAAUCGAUGGAUAAGAUUGGUGAUUCCGUUAAAAAAAUGUCCCUGCAGGAUCCGGACAAACAGCAGCUGUCCAUUUCCGGUGGUGGUCUGUCCGCCGAUGGCACCGAGUCGGUCGUCGACACAAGCACAGGCACCCACGUGGUGGAAUGA
Molecule: messenger RNA, 3873 nt
Organism: Anopheles nili
Lineage: Eukaryota; Metazoa; Arthropoda; Insecta; Diptera; Culicidae
Gene: btz
Product: trithorax group protein osa
Exons: 3
Coding region: 1-3873 (1290 amino acids)
Biological process (GO): mRNA processing
Cellular component (GO): exon-exon junction complex
Molecular function (GO): mRNA binding
Source: RefSeq, a predicted model, not a curated record